Messenger RNA from Macrosiphum euphorbiae (potato aphid), 378 nucleotides. The record is from the annotation of a GenBank genome assembly. NCBI's taxonomy places the organism in Eukaryota, Metazoa, Arthropoda, Insecta, Hemiptera, Aphididae.
AUGAGCGGAAGAGGCAAAGCAGGAAAAGCGAAAGGAGGCAAGUCCAAGACCAGGUCGUCUCGUGCCGGACUCCAGUUUCCGGUCGGUCGUAUCCAUCGUCUACUGAGAAAGGGAAACUACGCCGAGCGCGUCGGAGCCGGAGCUCCGGUUUACCUUGCCGCCGUCAUGGAAUACUUGGCAGCUGAAGUUUUGGAAUUGGCCGGUAACGCCGCCCGGGACAACAAAAAGUCUCGUAUCAUUCCCAGACAUUUGCAAUUGGCUAUCAGAAACGACGAGGAAUUGAACAAAUUGUUGUCCGGAGUAACUAUCGCUCAAGGCGGUGUUUUACCCAACAUCCAAGCUGUCCUCUUGCCCAAGAAAACAGAGAAAAAAGCUUAA